Molecule: messenger RNA, 276 nt
Organism: Eruca vesicaria subsp. sativa (arugula)
Lineage: Eukaryota; Viridiplantae; Streptophyta; Magnoliopsida; Brassicales; Brassicaceae
Source: the annotation of a GenBank genome assembly
AUGGACGAGCAGUGGUGUGAUGAAAACAACGAUGAGCUUCCAGAGAUGUAUCUGGUCAUUGCUUGGUUCAACUGUUCUAGUUGUGUGAAGAUAAUGAAUGGACCAGGAUUUUUCAUGAAACAAAGACAGAGACUUUUUAUACCGAGAGUUCUGGGAGUGAUGGAAGCAAGUUGCAGAGAUAGUGAAAGUAAAGAGCUGAGACCUGGGACAAGGCAACUGAGUGUGGUGGGUGCAGUUAGAGUAGCAGUCAGAAGCUCUUUCAUGGUGACUUGCUGA